GGCAGCACCACGCAUCGCGCCAUGGGGGCCUCAUCUGGCCUCCGGGCAUCUGGGCCGCCGCCGGUGCUGUCGCUGUUGCCGCUGCUGCAGCUACUGCUGCUGCCGCCGUCGCCCGCGGCCCAGGCGCUGGACCCCGGGCUGCUGCCGGGCAACUUUUCUGCCGACGAGGCCGGGGCGCAGCUGUUUGCGCAGAGCUACAACUCGAGCGCCGAGCAGGUGCUGUUCCAGAGCACGGCGGCCAGCUGGGCGUACUCCACCAACAUCACCGAGGAGAAUGCGCAGCGCCAGGAGGAAGCAGUCCUGCUCAACCAACGGUUUGCAGAGGCCUGGGGCCAGAAGGCCAAGGAGCUGUAUGGGCCCAUCUGGCAGAACUUCACUGAUCCAAAGCUGCGCAAAGUCAUCAGAGCUGUGUGUACCCUGGGCCCUGCCAACCUGCCCCUGGCCAAGCAGCAGCAGUAUGUCUCCCUGCAAACCAACAUGAGCCGGAUCUACUCCACCACCAAGGUCUGUUUCCCUAACAAGACUGCCACCUGCUGGUCCCUGGACCCAGAGCUCACCAACAUCCUGGCUUCCUCAAGAAGCUAUGCUAGGCUGCUGUUUGCCUGGGAGGGCUGGCAUGACACCGUGGGCAUCCCGCUGAAAGCCCUAUACCAGGAUUUCACCACCAUCAGCAACGAGGCCUACAGGCAGGAUGGCUUCUCAGACACAGGGGCCUAUUGGCGCUCCUGGUACAACUCAGCCACCUUUGAGGAGGAUCUGGAGCACCUCUAUCAUCAGUUAGAGCCCCUCUACCUGAACCUCCAUGCCUACGUCCGCCGAGCACUGCACCGACGAUAUGGGGACAGAUACAUCAACCUCAGGGGACCCAUCCCUGCUCAUCUGCUGGGAGACAUGUGGGCCCAGAGCUGGGACAACCUCUAUGACAUGGUGGUGCCUUUCCCAGGCAAGCCCAACCUCGACGUCACCAGUACUAUGGUGAAGCAGGGCUGGAACGCCACACACAUGUUCCGGGUGGCAGAGGAGUUCUUCACCUCCCUGGGGCUCUCGCCCAUGCCUCCGGAGUUCUGGGCAGAGUCGAUGCUGGAGAAGCCGGCUGACGGGCGGGAGGUGGUGUGCCAUGCCUCAGCCUGGGACUUCUAUAACAGGAAGGACUUCAGGAUCAAGCAGUGCACGCAGGUGACUAUGGACCAGCUGUCCACGGUGCACCACGAGAUGGGCCACGUACAGUACUACCUGCAGUACAAGGACCAGCCCGUCUCCCUGCGCGAGGGUGCCAACCCUGGCUUUCACGAGGCCAUUGGGGACGUCCUAGGGCUCUCAGUCUCCACUCCAGCACAUCUGCACAAAAUUGGCCUGCUGGAUCAUGUCACUAAUGACACAGAAAGUGACAUUAAUUACUUGCUAAAGAUGGCUCUGGACAAGAUUGCCUUCCUGCCCUUUGGCUACUUGGUGGACCAAUGGCGCUGGGGAGUGUUUAGUGGACACACACCUCCUUCCCGCUACAACUCUGACUGGUGGUAUCUUCGGACCAAGUAUCAAGGGAUCUGUCCUCCAGUUGUCCGAAACGAAACCCACUUUGAUGCUGGAGCUAAGUUUCAUAUCCCAAAUGGGACACCAUACAUCAGGUACUUUGUGAGUUUCAUCCUGCAGUUCCAGUUCCAUCAAGCCCUGUGCAAGGAGGCAGGCCACCAGGGCCCUCUGCACCAGUGUGACAUCUACAAGUCCACCCAGGCGGGGGCCAAGCUCCAGGAGGUGCUACGGGCAGGCUCGUCCAGGCCCUGGCAGGAGGUGCUGAAGAAUAUGACUGGCUCAGAUGCCCUAGACGCUCAGCCGCUGCUCGACUACUUCCAACCAGUCAGCCAAUGGCUGCAGGAGCAAAACCAGCAGAACAAUGAGAUCCUGGGCUGGCCAGAAUACCAGUGGCGUCCUCCAUUGCCUACGAACUACCCAGAAGGCAUUGACCUGAUAACCGAUGAGGCUGAGGCCAACAAGUUUGUGGAAGAAUAUGACCAGGUAUCCCAGGUGGUAUGGAAUGAGUUCGCCGAGGCUAACUGGAACUACAACACCAACAUCACCACGGAGGCCAGCCAGAUCCUGCUGCAGAAGAACUUGGAGAUAGCCAACCACACCCUGAAGUGGGGCAUCCAAGCCAGGCAGUUUGACGUGAGCACCUUCCAGAACACCACCACCAAGCGGGUCAUAAAGAAGGUUCAGGACCUAGAUCGGGCAGCGCUGCCUGCCAAGGAGCUGGAGGAGUACAAUAAGAUCCUGCUGGAAAUGGAAACCACGUACAGCGUGGCCACUGUGUGCCACACGAACGGCACCUGUCUGCAGCUGGAGCCUGAUCUGACAAGUAUGAUGGCCACAUCCCGGCAAUACUAUGAACUGUUAUGGGCCUGGAAGAGCUGGCGGGAUAAAGUGGGGAGAGCCAUCCUCCCUUCUUUCCCAAAGUACGUGGAACUCACCAACAAAGCUGCCCGGCUCAAUGGCUACAUAGACGGAGGGGACUCAUGGAGGUCCAUGUAUGAGAUGCCGUCCCUGGAGCAGAACCUGGAGGAGCUGUUCCAGGAGCUGCAGCCGCUCUACCUGAACCUGCACGCUUACGUGCGCCGUGCCCUGCACCGCCACUAUGGGGCCCAGCACAUCAACCUGGAGGGCCCCAUCCCUGCGCAUCUGCUGGGGAACAUGUGGGCGCAGACCUGGUCCAACAUCUAUGACUUAGUGGUGCCCUUCCCUUCAGCCCCGUCCAUGGACGCCACAGAGGCAAUGAUAAAGCAGGGCUGGACACCCAGAAGGAUGUUUAAGGAAGCUGAUAAUUUCUUCAUAUCCCUGGGGCUGCUGCCCGUGCCCCCUGAGUUCUGGAACAAGUCGAUGCUAGAGAAGCCGACUGAUGGCCGGGAGGUGGUGUGCCAUGCCUCAGCCUGGGACUUCUACAAUGGCAAGGACUUUCGGAUCAAGCAGUGCACGUCGGUGAACAUGGAGGACCUGGUGGUAGCCCACCACGAAAUGGGCCACAUCCAGUAUUUCAUGCAGUACAAGGACUUGCCUGUAGCCUUGAGAGAGGGUGCCAACCCAGGCUUUCACGAAGCCAUUGGGGAUGUGCUGGCCCUCUCUGUGUCUACCCCUAAGCACCUACACAGCCUCAACCUGCUGAGUAGUGAGGGUGUUGGCUAUGAGAACGACAUCAACUUUCUGAUGAAGAUGGCACUCGACAAGGUCGCCUUUAUCCCCUUCAGCUACCUGGUCGACCAGUGGCGCUGGAGGGUAUUCGAUGGGAGCAUCAGCAAGGAGAACUACAACCAGGAGUGGUGGAGCCUCAGGCUAAAGUACCAGGGUCUCUGCCCCCCGGUUGCCAGGUCUCAAGGUGACUUUGACCCAGGAGCCAAGUUCCACAUUCCUUCAAGUGUGCCUUACAUCAGGUACUUUGUCAGCUUCGUAAUCCAAUUCCAGUUCCAUGAGGCGCUGUGCCACGCGGCUGGCCAUGAGGGCCCCCUGCACAAGUGUGACAUCUAUCAGUCCAAGGAGGCAGGGAAGCGCCUCGCGGACGCCAUGAAGCUGGGCUUCAGUAAGCCAUGGCCAGAAGCCAUGAAGCUGAUCACGGGCCAGCCCAACAUGUCUGCCUCCGCCAUGAUGAACUACUUCAAGCCACUGCUGGACUGGCUGGUCACAGAGAAUGGGCGGCAUGGGGAGAAGCUAGGCUGGCCACAGUACAACUGGACGCCAGACUCCGCUCGCUCGGAAGGCCCCGUCCCGGACACCGGACGCGUCAACUUCCUGGGCCUGAACCUGGACGCACAGCAGGCCCGUGUGGGCCAGUGGGUGCUGCUCUUCCUGGGCGUCGCUCUACUGGUGGCCACCUUGGGGCUCACCCAGCGGCUCUUCAGCAUCCGCCACCACAGCAUCCGUAGGCCCCACCGUGGACCCCAGUUCGGCUCCGAGGUGGAGCUGAGACACUCCUGAGAUGGCUAGACUGGGCCAGUCUCACCAAAGACUGGGAGGGGGACAAGGGCACACCCAGCCUACUCUCCUCCUCUUCCCGCCCUGUUCCCCUCCCAGCUCUGUCCUCCAGACUGACAGCCACCCCAUCCCCCCCCUCUUUCUCCAGGCACAUAACAGGAGUGUCUCAGCCCUCACCCUUCAAAUCUGUCUGUGAAUACAAUUAAAGGUCCUC
Otolemur garnettii (small-eared galago) is the source of this 4171-nucleotide messenger RNA. Its product is annotated as angiotensin-converting enzyme. The transcript is spliced from 25 exons. Bases 22 to 3960 code for a protein of 1312 amino acids. The record is from RefSeq and is a predicted model, not a curated record. Lineage: Eukaryota; Metazoa; Chordata; Mammalia; Primates; Galagidae. Gene Ontology annotation, molecular function: peptidyl-dipeptidase activity; metallopeptidase activity. Gene Ontology annotation, cellular component: plasma membrane. Gene Ontology annotation, biological process: proteolysis.